Papilio machaon (common yellow swallowtail) is the source of this 1394-nucleotide messenger RNA. Its product is annotated as arf-GAP with dual PH domain-containing protein 1. Gene Ontology annotation, cellular component: intracellular membrane-bounded organelle; plasma membrane. The record is from RefSeq and is a predicted model, not a curated record. Bases 136 to 1290 code for a protein of 384 amino acids. Gene Ontology annotation, molecular function: phosphatidylinositol bisphosphate binding; GTPase activator activity. Gene Ontology annotation, biological process: positive regulation of GTPase activity. Lineage: Eukaryota; Metazoa; Arthropoda; Insecta; Lepidoptera; Papilionidae. The transcript is spliced from 7 exons.
UCGAAGUCGAAGUCUCGCUCGCUCCCUCGCCCGUACGCAGUAGAGAUCGCUCGUCGCGUUCAAAGCGUGCGUUCGACUUUCGGGCGGCGACGUACGUUAGUAGCGUGUGUUCAUUAUUGAUGCAAAAGUUCCACGAUGGUAGAUCAUAACGAGAAAUUGUUACAGGAGUUGCUUAAGAAAAGUGGAAAUAAUGUUUGUGCCGAUUGUGGAAGCGAAGACCCGGACUGGGCGUCGUACAACUUGGGCAUUUUCAUCUGCAUGCGAUGUGCCAGUAUCCACCGCAGUAUGGGGGCGCACAUCAGUAAAGUAAAGCAUCUUGAACUCGACCGUUGGGAAGAUUCACAGGUGCAGCGUAUGAAGGAAGUAGGAAACACAGCCGCAAAGAACAAAUACGAAGAGAGAGUCCCACCCUGUUAUCGACGACCUACGAAGAAUGACCCACAGGUAUUAAUCGAGCAAUGGAUACGUGCUAAAUACGAGCGGGAAGAAUUCUGUCAUCCUGAGCGGCAGAACUAUCUGUCAGGCUACAUGGAGGGAUUCCUGAUGAAGCGGGGCAAAGAGGACAGCCGCUACCAGAGAAGGAAGUUUGUUUUAAAUGAAAACGAGGAUACUUUAAAGUACCAUGUUAAAGAGAACAAAGAACCUAAGGGUGUGCUCAGAUUGUCGGAGUUAAACGUCGCUUUUGCACCAGCCAAGAUCGGCCAUAUGAACUCCAUGCAGCUGACCUUCAUGAAAGACGGCUCAACGAGGCAUAUCUACGUGUAUCAUGAGGACCCUGAAGUUAUUAACUAUUGGUACAUGGCUAUCCGUUGUGCUAAACUGCACCUACUUCAAGUUGCGUUCCCAUCAACGCCCCAAUCCGACCUCGUCCUGCGGCUACCAAAAGACUUCGCCCGGGAAGGCUGGCUGUGGAAGACGGGACCUCGGUCAUCUGACGUGCACCGACGCCGGUGGUUCACCUUGGACAACAGAAAACUGAUGUACCACGAUGAACCGCUCGAUGCUUACCCUAAAGGAGAGAUAUUUAUUGGUCACGAAUCCAAUGGUUACUGCAUCAAAGUAUCCAACACGGGCAACGGUUGCAAAGAGGCUCGCUUCCCCUUCCACGUGGUGACUCCCGAGCGCACGUACUCUCUGGCCGCCACCACGCACGAGGACCGCGCCUGCUGGCUCGCCGUCAUACAGCAGACCAUCAAGAGACCGCUCACUCCUCAGGACUCCACCAUCGAAGCUACCCUCGUUCGUAAAAGAACGUCAUCGAAUUCCAUCAGCAUAUUCUCUGGGAGGUAGUUCUGAGGAACCGAUGUAUUUAAGCUCCGGAAUGGUUGUUCCUUAUUCUGUAUACAACGCCUCACAACAUCAUCGAAUCUUUUCGAAUGCAUAAACAGUACUAA